Molecule: messenger RNA, 5081 nt
Organism: Poecile atricapillus (Black-capped chickadee)
Lineage: Eukaryota; Metazoa; Chordata; Aves; Passeriformes; Paridae
Gene: STRN3
Product: striatin 3
Exons: 17
Coding region: 77-2407 (776 amino acids)
Cellular component (GO): dendrite
Molecular function (GO): protein phosphatase 2A binding; armadillo repeat domain binding; protein-containing complex binding
Source: RefSeq, a predicted model, not a curated record
CAGCGCCGCUCGCCCCCUCCCCGGCCCCUGCUCCCGGCCCCCGCCGCGGGACGAGGAGGAGGGCUCCCCGCAGACAAUGGACGAGCACCCUGGAGCCGGAGGAGGCGGUGGGAUGGCGGCCGCCCCGAGACCGCAGCAGCCGCCGCCGCAGGCGGGUGGGAACAUGAACCUGCAGUCGGGUGGGGGUUGCGUGGGGGCUGGAGCCGGCGGAGGAGGAGGGCAACAGCCGCAGCCCCAGGGCCCCGCGGCCCCGGCCGGUCAGGAGGCGGCGGGCCCCGCCGAGCUGUCCCGGCCCCAGCACUACACCAUCCCGGGGAUCCUGCACUACAUCCAGCACGAGUGGGCUCGCUUCGAGAUGGAGAGGGCGCACUGGGAGGUGGAGCGGGCCGAGCUCCAGGCUCGGAUAGCAUUUUUACAAGGGGAAAGAAAGGGCCAAGAAAAUUUGAAGAAAGAUUUAGUGAGAAGAAUAAAAAUGUUAGAAUAUGCAUUAAAACAAGAAAGGGCAAAAUAUCAUAAAUUAAAAUAUGGCACAGAAUUGAACCAAGGUGACUUGAAAAUGCCAACUUUUGAAUCAGAAGAUACCAAAGAUACAGAGGUUCCUGCAGUACCUCAGAAUAGCCAAUUGACCUGGAAGCAAGGCAGACAGUUACUGCGACAGUAUCUUCAGGAAGUAGGUUAUACAGAUACAAUAUUGGAUGUACGCUCCCAGCGGGUAAGGUCUUUGCUUGGGCUCUCCAAUUCAGAGCCAAAUGGUUCAGUAGAGACGAAGAACUUAGAACAAAUCCUGAAUGGGGGUGAAUCUCCUUCAUCAAAACAAAAGGGACAGGAAAUCAAAAGGAAUUCUGGUGAUGUUCUUGAAACAUUCAAUUUCUUAGAAAACGCGGAUGAUAGUGAUGAAGAAGAGGAGAAUGACAUGAUAGAAGAUAUUGCAGAAGGAAAAGAAAAGCAUCGGAUAAAUAAGAAACACAAAAUUGGUAAUGAAGGUUUAGCUGCUGACCUUACAGAUGACCCUGAUACUGAGGAAGCUUUGAAAGAAUUUGACUUUUUAGUGACAGCUGAAGAUGGUGAGGGAGCUGGAGAAGCUCGAAGUUCAGGAGAUGGAACAGAGUGGGGAGUCAACAGGACAAAACUUCACGACAUGAUAGCUGAUCUGGGCGAUGAUGAGAUACCCCACAUCCCUUCAGGAAUCAUUAAUCAAUCUAGGUCACCCUCUUCUAGAAUGACUGAUCAUGAAGGUGCAAGAGCAGAGGAAGCUGAGCCAAUAACGUUUCCACCUGGAGGAGGCAAGUCAUUUAUUAUGGGUUCUGAUGAUGUGUUGUUAAGUGUACUGGGCCUUGGAGACCUUGCAGACUUGACAGUAACAAAUGAUGCAGACUAUAGUUAUGAUUUGCCAGCUAAUAAAGAUGCCUUCCGAAAGACAUGGAACCCUAAGUACACGCUACGCAGUCAUUUUGAUGGAGUGCGAGCAUUAGCUUUUCAUCCUGUAGAGCCUGUGCUGGUUACAGCCUCUGAGGACCAUACUCUAAAACUUUGGAAUUUGCAGAAAACGGUUCCUGCCAAAAAGAGUGCCUCUUUAGAUGUAGAACCCAUCUACACAUUUAGGGCCCACAUUGGACCUGUAUUGUCAUUGGCAAUUAGUUCCAAUGGAGAACAGUGUUUCAGUGGUGGCAUUGAUGCAACCAUCCAGUGGUGGAACAUGCCUAGCCCUAGUGUGGAUCCUUAUGAUACCUAUGAGCCAAACGUUCUAGCUGGCACAUUAAUUGCUCACACAGAUGCAGUCUGGGGUCUCGCUUACAGUGGUGUAAAGAAUCACUUACUCUCUUGUUCAGCAGAUGGCACUAUUAGGUUAUGGAACCCACCGGAAAAGAUUCCCUGUAUUUGCACUUACAAUGGAGAGAAAGAGAAUGGAAUACCCACAUCAGUUGACUUUAUAGGUUGUGACCCUGCUCAUAUGGUGGCAUCUUUUAACACUGGCAGCACAGUCAUCUAUGAUUUAGAAACAUCCCAGUCAGUGGUAAUGUUUUCAUCACAAGUAGAAUCUGGUGUACAAUCAAAUAAUCAUAUUAACAAGGUAGUAAGUCAUCCCACACUUCCUGUAACUAUUACAGCACAUGAAGACAGACACAUCAAAUUUUUUGACAACAAAACGGGUAAAAUGAUCCAUUCUAUGGUUGCUCACUUGGAUGCUGUCACAAGUCUAGCUGUAGAUCCUAAUGGAAUCUAUUUAAUGUCUGGAAGCCAUGAUUGCUCCAUUAGGUUGUGGAAUUUGGACAGCAAGACAUGUGUACAAGAAAUAACAGCUCAUAGGAAAAAGCUGGAUGAAUCAAUUUAUGAUGUAGCAUUUCAUCCAUCAAAAGCAUAUAUUGCCAGUGCAGGAGCUGAUGCCCUUGCCAAAGUAUUCGUGUGACAUAGCAGAACAAACCUGCAUCAUAACAGCAGGUCUGUUUGGACAAAAAAGAGGGAAUGCGUCACUGCCAUCAAUUAUAAGGUUACCUAUAAGACACUACAUCUGAUCUGCCUGGGUGAAGGCUCUUGAGUGGGGCAGGUAGAAGUUGGUGAAAAGUCACCACAUCCUGAACAAUGUCAGGCUCAUUCAUUUAACUGUAAUUACUGUAUUUGGGGGGGUGGGGACAAAUACAAAAAAGAAAACCAGUAUUUGUAGCCUUGACUGGAUAUGAACUGAGCGUAUGUCUGUUCUUUAGGUGUCUUUAAGCAAACGUGGAGUCUGAUCUUACAAAAGACUUUUAUUUUGGACUCUGUGUGCUGCCUUAGGGUUAGGAAUGUGGUGCUCUUGUGGGGGGAAGUGAGCUCCAAGAGUAGCUUUCUUUUCAUCUCUUAGUAAUCUUCUGUUUAUCAGUUGAAUGCCACAGAUUCCCCUUUUAAACUUUUAUUUUGCUUUAAAGAAAAGGAAAUUUAACUUAAAAUAUUUUAGCAUUAGUUGCACAAAAUGUUUGGAUAAAAUUCUAGUUUUUAUAAGUCUUUUUAUAUAUUUAGCCUGUCACAACAGUGCUCAAGAUUGUAUUGAUAAUGUUUUUCUGCAUUAUAGAACCCUAAAACACAGAGAUCUCACUGACCCGCUGCCGUGUAACCACAAUCUUCCCUUCUUUUGCCUAAUACAGCUCAGCUAAGUCCUUGCUUAAGGAUGCUAAUUCAUCAUCAUUGCAUAACUGUCUUCAUAAAUAAAGGACUGUAAAAUGUGUUCAAAUGAAACACAGAGGGGUUAACACCCCUGAAUGAACUCUUAAAAAAAAAAAUUAAUCUUGGCAUCCUAUCACUAUGUGAUAUUUUGUACAUCUUACUGUAUUUACGAGUUUAUUUAUCAAGGAUUACCCAUCUUGCUAAUGGCCUAUUGUUAUUUAUUUCACUUUUUGUUGGUCUUUAUAUCCUUUUAUGUAGUGUGUUAAAGGGCCCUGUAUAUCUGUUAUGGCACUCUUUGAACAGUCUAAAAUAGAUGAGAAAAUGGGACAUUUGAUAAUUCUAAAGUUGCAAACCAAGAAAUUAUUUUUCCUCUGGUUAAGUACCUGGAGUGGAGUUGAUUCCAAAAAAACAAUCUUGUUUCAGAACCUUUGGAGUGAAAAUUAUUUUUAUUUGCAUUUCAAAUAGAAUACAAAAGUAGUUAAUUCAAGAUUAAUAAAUCUGCUGUGUUUUGACUAGUUAUUCCCUGCUUUUAUUUUAUUUUUCAGAUGUGCUUCAGUUUAUGGUGUAACUAAAAAUUUUGUUUGUGUAAUGCAUGAUUAAUACAAGAAAGUAUUUUUUCUAGUCUUCCACAAAACUUUUCUGAUCAGUUUGCGAGUUUUGAUGAGUUUUGUAAGGUUUCUGUUUUACAAACUAUGAAUCAGCAAAUUUUUAAGAUUGUACCACAUAGCAAAAGUACAGCUGUUGAAAAAUAAUGUAUAUAAAAUGCAUAUAAUAAAUAUUAAAUGGUGUACCUGUAUGUUACUGUUGGCUACAUUAUUUUGUGUUGCACAGUUUGAAAGAGUCAUUCUACAAAUUACUAAAUUAGGUCUCAAUUUUAGCAAAAUGACCAUUUGUUUAUUAUGCUUAUAAGCUGCUUUGCUUUUGCAAGAUUGUAAUAGUUGUCUGGAUGUUGAGCAACUGUUCAGUUUCAAGCAGCAGUACCCACAUAUAAGAACAUGUUUCCACAAUGUUUUAAAAGAUUUUUACAAGGACAAAUCAAAAAUUGCUAGUGUAUUCUCACAGCCCUUCUAAGGUAAUAAUCUCAGUGUUUUUCAUUAUCUUUGCAUAUGAAGUGAUUCUGAAGUGAUUUAGGAGCAAGAAAGGUACUAUCUUUUUGUUUCAAACUGCCACUGAAUAACUAUGUUGAAUUUUAAGAAAAAAAAUAAUUUCUAUGCCCAUAUAUCUUACUUUUGUCCAUUUCUUUACAAGUCCUCCAAUAAAAUUGAUGCACAAAAAAAAACUAAACUGAAGGUCAAUAUUCAUCUAUUCUGUGAUGAGUCACUUUGCUCAAAUUGUAUCAGCAGAAAUAGAAUACCACAAUAUGAAUAUUUUCAUGUAAAGUAGUAUGUUUAGGUAUAAAUUAACUAAAGCUAGAACAUGUUCCUAUAAGUGGUUUAACUGCAUUGUUCCAUGUAAGUUUCCAGUUUUCCAGUAAGAAUGUAUUUCUUGCCAUUUCAUGUCAAACAAAUUAGAACUUGAAAAAAAAAAAAAGGAAAGAGGUGCUCAUGGUAGGCAAAAUACUGCAGUUACAUUUUGGAAUUAAUUUUGUUUUAGUAAUAAUGUUGCAUUGCUUGAAAUGUUACAGUAAAUUAUAAUUGUGUAGGAAUUGGAGAAUUUUGUCCUUUAUCAUGAAGAUUGAGGUGAGGCCUUCCAGUAAUUGCUUGUAGGACACUAAGACUUUACUUUUAAAAGUAACAUUCAGCUGACUUGCACUUUUUGUUCUUUCCAGUCUAAAGCAUUCAACUAAUCAACAGACAAGAGAGUAUUCGAAUUUUAUUGGAAGUAAUUUCAUAAUUGCCUUUUCUGAAGCCAAACAUUGUUUCUGGCAGCUUUUCCAGACUGCUGCAUUUUAAUGCUUAAAUAAAAUGUGAUUGUUUAAUAAACAUUACCAUGCAUAACCUUUA